AUGGUAGCCUCGGUUAUCCAUGACAAAAAAGAUGACGUCCUACUUUUCAUCUCUCAACAACUACAGGAAAACCAACCACGUGAUGAUUAUCGUGAACUGUUAGAAUUAUCUUCAGUGUUUCUGGGGAAUCGACCAACCGAAAAUUUCACUUUUAAAACACCUGGGCCGACACAUCAUGCACGAUGGCUUUCUAAAGCGAUAUAUAGCUUAAAAAUCUAUCUGUUUCAAGAACAGUUUUCACUAAGCCGGGCAGAGGCUCCAGGACUUCGCCAUAUUUGUAUUUUUAUUGUUUUAUUAUACAUAAAAGCAUGGUAUUGUGCGCCUUCAGCAAUCCAUGCUCCUCGAAAGGAUUUAGAGUUCAUGAAAAAUUUACUAAAUUAUAAGAAAAUAAAUAAAAAUAUUUCAGAAGUAGCAUCGAAAAAGUUCAGCACUCACCUAUGGUAUCUAUCUGAACAACUUAUUUGUUUGUCUUUAUUUGAUGAUAAUGUUAGUGCAGAAAUUAAACUGAGAUUGAUUGAAUCGAUUCAAAAAAAAGUCAAGUUAAAAAUUUUAAACGCAUUAAUGUAAAAAAUGUUGAUAUUAAUUCAUUUUUGGAUAAACAAUUGUAUGAUUUUGCUUCCAAAGAAUCGUUGAUUAUUUUUGAAAGGUUUAAACUCCCCACUAAUUUUUUAAUACACAUCCUGAUCAAUGGAAAUCUGACGAGAGUUAUAAUACUUGUUUAAAAAUUUUUCAAAACUUACAUGUCGUUAAUGAUACUGCGGAACGGGCGGUCCAACUAAUGGAAGCCUACAAUAAAAGCAUAACUGGUGAUGAAGAGCAGAAACAGUACUUGUUGCAGGUUGUAGCUUUGCACAGAAAAAAAUUCCCGAAUGCUAACAAGCACACAUUAAUGUUACCAUUUUUAGAAGAAUGA
Molecule: messenger RNA, 913 nt
Organism: Psylliodes chrysocephalus
Lineage: Eukaryota; Metazoa; Arthropoda; Insecta; Coleoptera; Chrysomelidae
Source: the annotation of a GenBank genome assembly